Apodemus sylvaticus (European woodmouse) is the source of this 714-nucleotide messenger RNA. RefSeq names its product neural retina leucine zipper (gene Nrl). Bases 1 to 714 code for a protein of 237 amino acids. The transcript has 2 exons. Gene Ontology annotation, cellular component: nucleus. Gene Ontology annotation, molecular function: DNA-binding transcription factor activity, RNA polymerase II-specific; RNA polymerase II cis-regulatory region sequence-specific DNA binding. Gene Ontology annotation, biological process: regulation of transcription by RNA polymerase II. The record is from RefSeq and is a predicted model, not a curated record. NCBI's taxonomy places the organism in Eukaryota, Metazoa, Chordata, Mammalia, Rodentia, Muridae.
AUGGCUCUGCCACCCAGUCCCUUGGCUAUGGAAUAUGUUAAUGACUUUGACUUGAUGAAGUUUGAAAUAAAGCGGGAGCCUUCUGAGGGCCACUCUGGAGUCUCCACAGCCUCAUUGGGCUCUACACCAUACAGCUCCGUGCCUCCUUCACCCACCUUCAGUGAGCCAGGCAUGGUGGGCAGUGGCGAGGCACCUCGGCCAGGCCUGGAGGAGCUCUAUUGGCUGGCCACGCUGCAGCAGCAGCUGGGGUCUGACGAGGUUCUGGGGCUGAGUCCUGAUGAAGCCGUGGAGCUGUUGCAGAACCAGGGCCCAGUCUCUGUGGAAGGGCCUCAUGGCUACUAUGCAGGGAGCCCGGGAGAGAUGGGAGCCCAGCAUGUCCAGCUGCCCGAGAGAUUUUCGGACGCCGCGCUGGUCUCGAUGUCUGUGCGCGAGUUGAACCGGCAGCUGCGGGGCUGCGGGCGCGACGAGGCUCUGCGGCUGAAGCAGAGGCGCCGCACGCUCAAGAACCGUGGCUACGCGCAGGCUUGUCGCUCCAAGCGGCUGCAGCAGCGGCGCGGGCUGGAGGCCGAGCGCACCCGCCUGGCCGCCCAGCUGGAUGCCCUGCGGGCCGAGGUGGCCCGCCUGGCUCGCGAGCGCGACCUCUACAAGGCCCGCUGUGACCGGCUGACCUCGGGCGGCCCUGGGUCCGACGACCCCACUCACCUCUUCCUCUGA